This is a messenger RNA of Xiphophorus maculatus (southern platyfish), 1569 nucleotides long. Its product is annotated as acetylcholine receptor subunit delta-like. Gene Ontology annotation, cellular component: membrane. Bases 90 to 857 code for a protein of 255 amino acids. Lineage: Eukaryota; Metazoa; Chordata; Actinopteri; Cyprinodontiformes; Poeciliidae. Gene Ontology annotation, biological process: monoatomic ion transport. The transcript has 5 exons. The record is from RefSeq and is a predicted model, not a curated record.
ACUUGUCAAACUUGUAAACGGUUUUGGUUUCAUCUGGUUAAACUCAGAGCUGCAGAUCUGAAGUUUAGUGUUUUGGUGUUUAGGUGAGGAUGAAGUUUUGUGAUUUUUCUUCAGGUGGGGAGAAGAUGACGCUGUCCAUCUCCGUCCUGCUGGCUCAGUCUGUCUUCCUGCUGCUGAUUUCCCAGCGGCAGCCGGAGACGUCCAUGUCCGUCCCCCUCAUAGUCAAAUAUUUGAUGUUCAUCAUGGUUCUCGUUACCAUCGUCGUGUUGAACUGUGUCGUCGUUCUCAACCUGCACUUCAGGACGCCCAGCACACACGUCAUGUCUGAAUGGACCAAGAAGUUUUUCCUGGAGCGGUUGCCCCGGAUCCUCCACAUGGCCCAGCCAGCGGACGACGAGCCGGCGUGGGACGGAGCGUUGCCACGGCGAUCCAGCUCGGUGGGAUACAUCGCUGCAGCCGAGGAAUAUUACAGCAUCAAGUCCCGCAGCGAGCUGAUGUUUGAGAGGCAGUCAGAGAGACACGGACUGUCCAAACGGCCCACGCCGGCCUCAGUGUUGAAGCCGGUGGAAAGCGACGGAGCGAUGGAUCAGCUGUACGGGGAGAUGAAGCCGGCGGUGGACGGAGCGAACUACAUCGUCCAACACAUGAGAGACAAGAACGACUACAACGAGGAGAAGGACAACUGGAGCGGCAUCGCCCGAACGGUGGACCGGCUCUGCCUCUUCCUCAUCACCCCGGUGAUGACCUUCGGCACCGUCAUCAUCUUCCUCAUGGGGAUCUGUAACCACCCCCCCCGCCUGCCCUUCCAGGGAGACCCGCACGACUACAGCGAGGACAACCUGCGCCUGCUGGAGUAGAACCGGAACCGGCAGCCCGGUUCCGGUUCUACUCAUUUAUCCACUUCAUGUUUGAAUCGUCUGAGUUUUCUGAGGUUGAAGUGAAUAUUUUGGUUCUGGUUUUCUUUACUUUGUGUCUCCAAAACAUCAGUUUGAUUUAAAUUACCUAGAAGUAUUGCACAGCGAGACAAGUUUUAUUUUUUAAUGAAUGCCAUCAUUUACUUCUGCAUUCAAACAUAACAAUAUAAAUGUCAUUUUAUUAUUUAUUACAAAAAUACUUUAGAAAAUUGAGAAUUAUUUUUUUGGCUGCCAAAAAAUGGCUUCUAAUAAAAUUGUAAGAUUUUUUCUGAAUUUUCAUUUUGCCAGCUUUAAUAAAUGAACUUUAUUUUAUGUUUUCAAUAAAAAACAAAAACUUCAAAAGUCUUCAAAAAAUGGCAACUGAUCAAAAAACGUGAUGCUGAUUUUCUCUGUUUGCUUUAAAAAUGACAUGAAAAAUUAAAUGAAAAACAAAAAUGUAAUUAUCACCAAAAAUACUUAAUAUGACUUCAGAUGUUCUUCAAUUUCUUUCAACACAGAUUCAUAAAUGUGACGGUUCAGGGAAUCAGAUGGUUAUUAAUAAUAAUCAUUCACAAUAAAACCACAGGGGAAUAAAAUUACUGCAUGUUUGUUGCUUUAAGUGUCUAAUAUUCUAAUUUAUCCUUUAUUUUGUAAAGAGCAAUAAAACCAAAUAAAA